Messenger RNA from Nycticebus coucang (slow loris), 6555 nucleotides. It is a transcript of the gene ARHGAP23, whose product is annotated as Rho GTPase activating protein 23. Gene Ontology annotation, biological process: signal transduction. Lineage: Eukaryota; Metazoa; Chordata; Mammalia; Primates; Lorisidae. Gene Ontology annotation, molecular function: protein binding. The record is from RefSeq and is a predicted model, not a curated record. The transcript has 25 exons. Bases 656 to 5188 code for a protein of 1510 amino acids.
AGCCUGACCCUGCUGCCUCUAAUGAAGGCUGAGCUGAGACUCUGUCUGGGCGGGGGCUUUCCUUAGAUUGAGGGGCAGCCCCCAGGCACCAUGUCUGCUUCUGUGUCUCAGCUUCUAUGAGUCUGUGCAGGAAAGGCUCCUAAGGCUUUUCUGUCACUGCCUCUCUUCCAUCUGGGUCUCAUCUUUGUUUCUGACUUCUCUACCCAUCUCUCUACGCUCUGUCCGGCUCCGCCCCCCUCAUGCUUCCUGGGCCUCUGUCUCCGUUUGGCUGUGUUUCUCUUUGCUUCCUUCUGCCUCUCUCUCUCCUCCCUGUGCUAGUUCUGGGUUCGGUGCCCUUGCCCUCUUUUUUGGGCCCGGAUCACCAUCUAUCUGGGCCGGUCCCCUGGAGGACCGCACUAACUGUCUCCUAGGAAACCUCCCCCCGCCUUCCUCAGGCUCUGUUCUGACCUCCAGCUCUGCUGCCAGCACAGAUCUUCAGCCCCAUUAUCUUUGGGGCCCUUGGGAGAGGCCGCCAGUGCGCCCCGACAGGAGCGGGAGCGAAGGGGCGGGCCGGAAGGGGGGCACCCGCGCUUGGCCCCGCCCCAGCCCCGCCCCUCCCGGGUGUCUGCCGGCGCCCCCAGUCGUGCCCCGGCCGCAGAGCCAUCGCUGCCGCCCGAUGAAUGGAGUCGCCUUCUGCCUGGUCGGGAUCCCGCCCCACCCGGAGCCCCGGCCCCCCCAGCUGCCACUGGGCCCGAGAGAUGGGUGCUCUCCUAGGCGUAUUCUCCCCUGGCAGGGGCCAAGGAUGCUACUGCUGCACAAAAGUCUCCAGGAUGGCUUUGGCUUCACUCUGCGCCACUUCAUCGUGUACCCACCUGAGUCGGCCGUGCACUGCAGCCUGAAGGAGGAAGAGAAUGGAGGCCGAGGAGGAGGACCCUCCCCCCGGCCCCGCCUGGAGCCCAUGGACACCAUUUUUGUGAAGAAUGUGAAGGAUGCUGGCCCUGCCCACAGGGCGGGGCUUCGCACAGGAGACCGGCUGGUGAAGGUGAAUGGGGAGAGCGUCAUCGGGAAGACCUACUCCCAGGUCAUAGCUCUGAUUCAGAACAGUGAUGACACUCUGGAGCUCUCCAUCAUGCCCAAGGACGAGGACAUCCUCCAGCUGGCCUACUCCCAGGACGCCUACCUGAAGGGGAACGAGCCAUAUUCUGGAGAGGCCCGCAGCAUUCCAGAGCCGCCCCCAAUCUGCUACCCCCGGAAGAUCUACGCCCCGCCAGCCCGGGUCUCCACUUGGGCCACUAUGGUGCCUGAGCCUGUCUCAGCACUGCCGAGCGACACCCGGAGUCCUACUGCCUGGAGUGACCCGGGGCCACGUGUCCCAUCUGCUCCCCGUGCCCACCUGGACAACUCUUCCUUGGGGAUGAGCCAGCCCCGCCCUAGCCCUGGUGCCUUCCCCCAACUUCCAUCAGAGCCCCGGAUGCCCCGUGCCUUCCCAGAGCCUGGCAGCCGGGUGCCCCCCAGCAGACUGGAGUGCCAGCAGGCCUUGUCACACUGGCUGUCAAACCAGGUCCCCCGCAGGGUGGGGGAGAGACGGUGUCCAGUUAUGCCUCCCCGGGCCCGCAGUGCCUCCCAGGACCGCUUGGAGGAUGUGACUGCCCACCGCCCAUGGCCCUGCUCCACUUCCCAGGAUGCCUUGAGCCAGCUGGGCUGGGAGGGCUGGCACCGAGCUCGCUCAGACGACUACCUAAGCCGGGCCACUCGCUCAGCUGAGGCGCUGGGGCCAGGGGCACUGGUGUCUCCUCGCUUUGAACGCUGUGGCUGGGCUUCUCAGCGUACAUCGGUCCGCACCUCUGCUUGUCCACCUCGGGACCUGCCAGGGCCCCAGGUCCCACCUGCAUCUGGCCUUCAGGGCCUGGAUGACAUCGGGUACAUUGGGUACCGGAGCUACAGCCCAUCAUUCCAGCGCCGGACUGGCCUUCUGCACGCACUCUCCUUCCGGGACUCACCAUUUGGGGGGCUUCCCACCUUCAACUUGGCCCAGUCCCCUGCAUCAUUCCCACCAGAGGCUGCUGAACCACCCAGGGUUGUCCGGCCGGAAUCUAGCACCCGGGCCCUGGAGCCUCCAUCCGAGGACCACCGUGAUGAGGUGGUCCUGAGGCAGAAGCCUCCAACGGGCCGCAAGAUCCAGCUGACCCCUGCAAGACAGAUGAACCUUGGACUUGGUAACGAGUCCCCAGAGCCAGAGGCCAGUGGGCGAGGGGAACGCCUGGGCAGGAAGGUGGCCCCUUUGGCCACCACCGAAGACUCUUUGGCUUCCAUCCCCUUCAUCGAUGAGCCCACCAGCCCCAGCAUUGACCUCCAAGCCAAGCAUGUCCCUGCCUCUGCUGUGGUCUCCAGUGCCAUGAACUCAGCCCCCAUCCUGGGCACCAGCCCAUCCUCCCCAACCUUCACCUUUGCCCUCGGCCGCCACUACUCGCAGGACUGCAGCAGCAUCAAGGCUGGCCGCCGCUCCUCCUACCUGCUGGCUAUCACCACGGAGCGCUCCAAGUCCUGCGAUGAUGGGCUCAACACCUUCCGGGAUGAGGGUCGGGCUCUGCGGCGCCUGCCAGACCGAGUGCCCAGCCUGAGGAUGCUUCGGAGCUUCUUCACUGAUGGGAUGGACUGGAAAAGCCAUCUUGGUUUCAAACCCACCAUAUCUCUGUCCUUGGAUAGCUGGGGUACAUCUGAAGAUGCUGAGGCCCCUUCUAAGCGACAUUCAACCUCUGACCUCUCAGAUGCAACUUUCAGUGAUAUCAGGAGAGAAGGCUGGUUGUAUUAUAAACAGAUCCUCACCAAGAAGGGGAAGAAAGCGGGCAGCGGCCUGCGCCAGUGGAAGCGGGUGUACGCCGCGCUGCGGGCGCGCUCGCUCUCGCUGAGCAAGGAGCGGCGGGAGCCCGGGCCGGCGGCGGGGGCUGCGGCGGCCGGCGCAGGUGAGGACGAGGCGGCGCCCGUCUGCAUCGGCUCCUGCCUGGUGGACAUCUCCUACAGCGAGACCAAGAGGAGGCACGUGUUCCGGCUGACCACCGCUGACUUCUGUGAAUAUCUCUUUCAGGCUGAGGACCGGGAUGACAUGCUGGGCUGGAUCAGAGCGAUCCGAGAGAACAGCAGGGCCGAGGGCGAGGACCCCGGCUGUGCCAACCAAGCUCUGAUCAGCAAGAAGCUUAAUGAUUACCGCAAAGUGAGCCAUAGCUCUGGGCCCAAAGCUGAUUCCUCCCCAAAAGGCUCUCGUGGCCUGGGGGGCCUCAAGUCUGAGUUCCUCAAGCAAAGUGGAGUCCGGGGACUCAGGACUCAGGACCAGCCUGCAGGGAGCAAGGAUGACAGUACUGCUGCCCCCAAAACCCCCUGGAGCAUCAACAUUAUCAAGAAGAACAAGAAAGCAGCUCCAAGAGCAUUUGGGGUCCGGCUUGAGGAGUGCCAGCCAGCCACGGAGAACCAGCGCGUCCCCCUGAUUGUGGCUGCCUGCUGUCGCAUUGUGGAGGCACGGGGGCUGGAGUCCACAGGCAUUUACAGAGUGCCUGGCAACAAUGCAGUAGUGUCCAGCCUGCAGGAGCAGCUCAACCGUGGGCCUGGUGACAUCAACUUGCAGGAUGAGCGCUGGCAAGACCUCAACGUGAUCAGCAGCUUGCUCAAGUCCUUCUUCCGAAAGCUGCCCGAGCCUCUCUUCACUGAUGACAAAUACAAUGACUUCAUUGAGGCCAAUCGCAUUGAAGACUCAAGGGAGCGGAUGAAGAUGCUGAGGAAGCUGAUCCGAGAUCUCCCCGGACACUACUAUGAAACACUCAAAUUCCUUGUGGGGCAUCUCAAGACCAUUGCUGACCACUCGGAGAAAAACAAGAUGGAGCCCCGGAACCUGGCCCUGGUCUUUGGGCCGACACUGGUGAGGACAUCUGAGGACAACAUGACAGACAUGGUGACCCACAUGCCUGACCGCUACAAGAUCGUGGAGACGCUGAUCCAGCAUUCAGACUGGUUCUUCAGUGAUGACGAGGACAAGGGAGAGAGAACCCCUGUGGAUGACAAGGAGCCUCAGUCAGUACCCAACAUCGAGUACCUCCUGCCCAACAUUGGCAGGACAGUGCCUCCUGGUGACCCAGGUUCAGAUACUACCACCUGUAGUUCAGCCAAGUCCAAGGGCUCGUGGGCCCCCAGGAAGGAGCCGUACGCCCGGGAGAUGCUGGCGAUCUCCUUCAUCUCGGCCGUCAACCGCAAGCGGAAGAAGCGGCGGGAGGCGCGGGGGCUGGGCAGCAGCACGGAUGAUGACUCCGAGCAGGAGGCGCACAAGCCCGGGGCGGAGGCGCCGGCUCUGGGACCCCAGGGGCGGCCAGAGGGGCAGCUGCCGGGCGCCGCUGCCCCCGAGGACCUCGGGCGCCUCAGCCCCCCGGCGGCGCCGGAGGAGCGGCCGGCCGCGGACACGCGCUCUAUCGUCUCGGGCUACUCCACCCUUUCCACCAUGGACCGCAGCGAGUGCUCGGGCGCCGGCAGCCGGCGGGCGGGCGCAGGGGAUGAGGCUGACGACGAGCGCAGCGAGCUGAGCCACGUGGAGACGGACACGGAGGGUGGCGCGGCGGGCGCAGGGCCGGGGGGACGCCUGGCGCGCCGGCCCUCCUUCACCUCGCACCACCUCAUACCCUGCGACACCCUGGCGCGACGUCGCCUGUCCCGGAGCCGCCCAGACGGCGAGGGCGCGGGCACGGGCCGGGGCGGCCCCCCUGCCGCGGAGCUGCCCGGCUCCGCCUCAUCCAGCAGCCAGGAGUCGUUGCGCCCCCCGGCUGCUGCGGCAGCGGCACUGGGCUCCCGGCCGUCGCGCAUCGAGGCCCUGCGGCUGCGCCUCCGCGGCACAGCGGACGACAUGGCCGUGCGGCUGCGGCGGCCGCUAUCGCCCGAGACGCGGAGGCGCCGGAGCAGCUGGCGCCGCCACACGGUGGUGGUGCAGAGCCCGCUGACCGACCUCAACUUCAACGAGUGGAAGGAGCUGGGCGGAGGGGGCACCCUGGAGCCCACGGGCGCGCGGGCACACAGUGACAACAAGGACUCCGGCCUCAGCAGCCUGGAGUCCACCAAGGCGCGGGCCACAUCGUCCGCAGCCUCGCUGCCACCCGCGUCCGGGGACCCCGGGGCCCUGCAGAGCCAGCCUCUGCGCCGCUCGGCCACUUCCCGUCUCCAUCAGUGUCUGUGACAGCUCUCCCUAGCGCCCCUUCGCUCGCACCCUCUGUUGCCCCUGUGUGCACGGGGUGAGGGUAGGAGGACGCCGCAGGCCGCGUCUUUGGUUCGUGUGUUGGAAUUGGGAGGGGGCGGGCAGCGUAGAAGGCUGGAGCUGGGCAGAGUGAAUGGAAGGCGGUUCCGGGGGCAACGAGAGGAAGAGGAGAGGGCUGGGCUGUCGGGGUAUGUGUCCCUGCACGUGGGUCCGAGUAGGCCCUUCUGGGCCUUCCUGUGGCUGCACUUAGGGGCUGUGUGGACGAGGAGUGUGGCUAGGUAACCCCAAGUUUCAGACUAAAGAAAAGAUACUGGGCGAUGCUGGCUUUUUGCUUUCUCUGCGCGCCGUCUUGCCCUCAGCUCCUAAGGCAGGAUGUGUGUGGGUGUCUGGGGAGAGGAGGCAUAGGGUGGUGGUGUCCGUGGGGAGGAGAACUUCUGUGUGCAAGUGUGUGUAGUCACUGUCCAAAGGUGUUUCCAGUAGCAACUUCUGCCACCCCCCUUUUCUCCCCACCCCCACCGCCCAUGGGCUCCCUGCCUUAGGUGCAUACAGGGAUCCUGGCCCCCUGCCCUUGUCAGAGCCAGAGAAGGGGGUAGCGGACCUUCCAAGAGGCAGGACUGAAGCCUUCCUGGGGUUGCUCCCCUCACUCUUUUGCCAGCACCUAAAUCACUCCCCCAAGUGCUUUGAUCAUGGAAGCUGCCUGUUCCUCAUCUGGGAAGGGUCCAGGUACCCCGCUGGCAUCUCCCUGGUCCCACCUUCGUUCUUCCAGUGGUGCCUGCUCCUUCCAUAGCUCAGGCACACAGAGCCCUCUCUCCUUUCCUUUGGGGAGGGGACAGUAAAAAAACAUCACUAGUAUCUUCUGUCUCACAUACACUGAUUUAUGGGACCCGAGCUGGGCUAUUCCUGCAGAAUAUAUGGAAACCAGACUCCUCUUUUUCCCACAUGUUGUAAAUAGACCUCAGACCACCAGGCGCCCCCACACCCCUCACCCACACUCAUUCCAGGGAAGCCCAGAUGGGGCUGUGACCCCCUGCCACGUCUAUCAGUCCUCUUGUUUUAUGCAAAGACUUACUGUAAAGUAGAUUUCUUUCUCCUCCUGCCACAUCCUUUUAUUGUAAAUAUUGUCUCUAAAUGUGUAACAUAUUAUAAAGAAUUUAUAAGGAUUUUUAAAGAUGUUUUGCUCAUUUACAAAAGUGUUGUAACAGUGUUGGAUAAAGCCUCCUGCCCCACAUCCGCAUGGUUCUUUUCACUGUAUCCUUGACACGCCUCUCUGGCGACAACUAAAAUCUCCUGCUUCUGAAAAGUCCUGUCUUAAAAGUACAGUCUAUAUCUUGGAAAUAAAUGGCCUUCCU